AUGCCAGUAGAGUUUAUUAGCUUAACUUUCAACAAUGCCUCGACUGAGUUGACCCCGCUGGCCAACCCGGCGAUUGAUCCAGCAUACUUGGAGAAAUAUGCCAGGAACUUGGAUGACUACGAAUUCAACUACACCCUACAGCCAUACCAUUCAUCCAUGUUCGAUCCUUUCACCCUCGGCGCCACGAUUGCCGCUCACACAAAGAAGUUGAAAAUCAUCAUCGCGCUACGACCCAACACGAUGUAUCCUACCGUUGCAGCAAAGGCUCUGGCUACACUCGAUCAGCUCAGUAAUGGGAGAGCCGUGGUACAUUUUAUUGCAGGAGGUAGCGACGCCGACCAAGCAGCCGAGGGCGACUUUGUGCCAAAAGCUGAACGAUAUACUMGCCUUGAGGAAUACAUUCAGAUUCUUCGCCGUGCUUGGGCGUCGGGGGAACCUUUCGAUCACAACGGCAAGUACUAUCAUUUCAAAGCCUUCAGCAACGCCGUUCGUCCCGUGAACAAGACCAUUCCUAUAUCCGUAGGCGGCUCAUCAGACGACGCCUAUCGUGUCGGAGGCUCUCUGGCGGAUAUCUUCGGCCUGUGGGGCGAGCCACUCAAGGAAACCAAAGAUCAAAUCGACAGAAUCUACGCAGAAGCCGAAAAGGCAGGACGGAAAGAUCGUCCGAGGAUCUGGGUCACUUUCCGCCCUAUUGGAGCUGAGACGGAAGAGUUAGCAUGGGCAAAAGCACACCAUACAUUGGAUCUGUUGACUGCCAAUACAGCUGCCGGGAAAGGGAAAGUUAAGCCCGGCGCUCCAGCCCCUCAGAAUGUUGGAAGUCAAAGACUACUUGAUAUUGCGAAAAGAGGAGAGGUACAAGAUAGAGCUCUUUGGUAUCCUACCGUAACGGCUACGAAUGCUCGUGGAGCUUCCACGGCUUUGGUUGGAAGUUGGCAGACUAUCUCGGACUCUAUUGUGGACUAUGUCGAGCUCGGAUGCGAGCUCAUCUCAAUUCGGGGUUACGAUAAUUUGAACGAUGCCAUUGAUUAUGGACGAUAUGUGCUGCCCAAUGUUCGAGCACAGCUUGCGAAAAAGUCGGGAACUGCAAUCAACGGCAACGGCAACGGCAACGGCAACGGCAACGGCAACGGAAAUCCUGAGGGCGCUGUAAAUGGGGAUGUCAAAAUCGUUGAUCGCAGUGUGAGAAGUUUUGCACGGUUAAGAUGA
Messenger RNA from Ramularia collo-cygni, 1206 nucleotides. Its product is annotated as probable coenzyme F420-dependent N5,N10-methylene tetrahydromethanopterin reductase and related flavin-dependent oxidoreductases. The transcript has 2 exons. Gene Ontology annotation, molecular function: oxidoreductase activity, acting on paired donors, with incorporation or reduction of molecular oxygen. The record is from RefSeq and is a predicted model, not a curated record. Bases 1 to 1206 code for a protein of 401 amino acids. NCBI's taxonomy places the organism in Eukaryota, Fungi, Ascomycota, Dothideomycetes, Mycosphaerellales, Mycosphaerellaceae.